CCUCACAUAUUUCGGCUUCAAAACACCGAGAAAACUUCAGAGAAAAUUUCAAGUCACCAGCAGCAAGCGGCUCUGAGUUUCAGGAACUUCCACUAUGGACGCGUUGCGGGAAAAGAUUUCGGAUCUGUUCCCCAGACGCCAGCAGCCCAAGCUCAAGCAGGACGAGGGCCCUAGGAGUGAAGCCGAGGGCAUCACGCUGCCUUCCGAGCCACAAAUCGACACCCCCCUCUACCCCAGGUCGGAGAAGCUGCCACCCCUAACCAAGGACCCGCUAAACCCCCUGGUCCCGAGGGAGGAGCCUUCGAGUUCGGACCGACGUGCCCGGCAGACCAAGGAGGAGGAGAAGCGAAAGGCCCCCCUGGACAUAGACUACGAGAUGGAGUUCAUCAAUUUCGUGGACAGAAACGCUCCCAAGGGGUUUUCCAAGAGGUUCAUGGAAGUGCUGCCCUACCUGGAGCUGAGCUUCCUGUCCUGGCCGACCUUCUGGGCCUGGCGCGGCUACAACUGGCAGUUCAAGAGGAACUCCGAGAAACUGGGUGUCUACAUACACAGGACCUACCAGCAGGCCAAGGCGAUGCAGUUCUGCAUCCUGGCCACCGGACUGCUCGCGGUCUCCAUGGCGCGGCCCUCUGGCCAAGCGCCCCUGCAGUUAAGCAAAACGCUGCACGAAAAAUCCCAUUCCCCGCCCGAAGCGGUUCCUCUUGCCCAGGCUAACGAUGGGCUUCCAGGAUGUUCUGAGCAGUGUCAAGGAGAAGUCCCGGAGCUCCCCGGCGAAGCCCAAGAGUGAUACCCCAUCCUCAGGGCCACAGUUCAGGGCAGGGGCAGCAGAGCUUCCACCUCCAGCCAUGCACAAUCUGGGCGAGGAGAUUCGGCUGAUGGUCCAGUCCCGGCCCUUCGAAAGUGGAUUCACGUCGGCGGCGCCCUU
This is a messenger RNA of Drosophila ananassae, 925 nucleotides long. RefSeq lists its product as uncharacterized. The transcript has 3 exons. Bases 95 to 787 code for a protein of 230 amino acids. NCBI's taxonomy places the organism in Eukaryota, Metazoa, Arthropoda, Insecta, Diptera, Drosophilidae. The record is from RefSeq and is a predicted model, not a curated record.